ACCUCUCGAGCUCCGGCCAAUCAGCUUCCAGGGCAGAGGGUUUAACUCUUAUUUAAAAUGAAGACUUUGAAUCUUAACGGCUGAGCGCUCCGGAGGACUCGGCGGCUUGGGUCGGAGGCUGGAGCCGGCGGGCAUUAUGGACAAAUCUAAAGAAAACUGCAUUGCAGGGCCUGUUAAGACUGCAAUUGCACUUGGUGAUGGUCCAAAACGUGUUCUGGUGACUCAGCAAGUUCCUUCACAGAAUCCAUUAUCUGCAAAUAGUGGCCAGGCCCAGCGGGUCUUGUGUCCUUCAAAUUCUUCCCAGCGAGUUCCUCCACAAACCCAAAAGCUCGUCUCCAGCCAUAAACCGGCUCAGAAUCUGAAGCAGAAGCAAUUGCAGGCAACUGGUGUCCCUCGUCCUGCCUCUAGGUCACUGAAUAAUACCCAAAAGAGUGAGCAACCCUCGUCAUCAGCCCCUGGAAAUAAUUCUGAAAAGGAACUGGCAUCAAAACAGAAAAAUGAAGAAUCAAAAAAAAGGCAAUGGGCUUUGGAAGAUUUUGAAAUUGGUCGCCCACUGGGUAAAGGAAAGUUUGGUAAUGUUUACUUGGCAAGGGAAAAACAAAGCAAGUUUAUCCUGGCUAUUAAAGUAUUAUUUAAAGCUCAACUAGAGAAAGCAGGAGUUGAACAUCAGCUGAGAAGAGAAGUAGAAAUACAGUCCCACCUUAGGCAUCCAAAUAUUCUUAGGCUGUAUGGUUAUUUCCAUGAUGCCACCAGAGUUUACCUAAUUCUAGAAUAUGCACCUCUUGGAGCUGUCUACAGAGAACUUCAGAAACUGUCAAAGUUUGAUGAGCAGAGAACUGCUACUUAUAUCACAGAGUUGGCAGAUGCCCUGUCUUACUGUCACUCAAAGAGAGUCAUUCACAGAGACAUUAAGCCAGAGAACCUACUCCUUGGAUCAGCUGGAGAGCUUAAGAUUGCAGAUUUUGGGUGGUCAGUACAUGCUCCAUCCUCCAGGAGAACCACCCUGUGUGGCACCCUGGAUUACUUGCCCCCAGAGAUGAUUGAAGGCCGAAUGCAUGAUGAGAAGGUGGAUCUCUGGAGCCUUGGGGUUCUUUGCUAUGAAUUUCUAGUUGGGAAGCCUCCUUUUGAGGCAAGCACAUACCAAGAGACCUACAAAAGAAUAUCACGGGUUGAAUUCACAUUCCCUGACUUCGUGCCGGAGGGAGCCAGGGAUCUCAUUUUAAGACUGUUGAAACAUAAUCCCAGCCAAAGGCCAACUCUCAAGGAUGUACUUGAACACCCGUGGAUCAUGGCUAACUCAUCAAAACCAUCAAGUAGCCAAAAAAGCAAAGACUCAACUAGCAAACAGUCUUAAGGAUUGUGCAGGGGGAGAAAUCUGAGAGGCAGGGCUGCUGAUACUGCUGAUGGCCUGCCCGUGACCGAGGGCGCUGCAGACAAAGGCCUACUGCGCAGGUGGCACCUCGGCCCCCCACUCGAGUCUACUUAAGUGCACGGUAUGCUCUGGAGUGAAAGUAGCCACAGGAAUUGUGGCAGUGUCACUAGUUUCACAAUUUGGAGGUGAGGUUCACCUGGACCUCCCCACAGCCUGUUUCGAGUCAGGCCUCCUUGUGGAGGACCCACUCCGGGUCCUACUGCAGGGAGAGUGGCCACCUCGCCGUGACUCCAUCAGUGAAAGAGGUGUGCAAUAACCUUCCAAGUACCUACGUGUGUGUGUAACUUAUUGGGUGGCCAAAUCUGGUAAAGCUGUCAGGAUGAACAUGUGAUUCUUUCUUUUAAAUGUUAAAAUAAAGAUUUUUAUAAAGACUUCUAUCUUUACUUUCAUGGCGUAUCCCUUUAGGACUGCAUUCGGUAUCCUGGUGAGCUAAUCCUCCUGGUCCCCUCUGAGACUGCUCAAGGUAGGAACACAUGCUC
This is a messenger RNA of Nyctereutes procyonoides (raccoon dog), 1911 nucleotides long. It is a transcript of the gene AURKA, whose product is annotated as aurora kinase A. The coding region runs from base 137 to 1354 and encodes 405 amino acids. Gene Ontology annotation, molecular function: ATP binding; protein kinase activity. Gene Ontology annotation, biological process: mitotic centrosome separation; centrosome cycle; meiotic cell cycle. NCBI's taxonomy places the organism in Eukaryota, Metazoa, Chordata, Mammalia, Carnivora, Canidae. The transcript has 9 exons. The record is from RefSeq and is a predicted model, not a curated record. Gene Ontology annotation, cellular component: chromosome passenger complex; spindle pole centrosome; spindle midzone.